Emericellopsis atlantica is the source of this 1455-nucleotide messenger RNA. RefSeq lists its product as uncharacterized. The transcript has 2 exons. The coding region runs from base 236 to 1057 and encodes 273 amino acids. The record is from RefSeq and is a predicted model, not a curated record. Lineage: Eukaryota; Fungi; Ascomycota; Sordariomycetes; Hypocreales; Bionectriaceae.
UUGCGUGCAGGACUACAUGUAUGCAACAAACACCAGCAACAUGAAAAUCUAUGGUAAAGCCGACACUGGAAGGGCCUGGAUGCCGAUCCUGUCUGUGGCACCGAGCUGAAUCUGCUUACUUCGGACAGACAAGCGUAGGCUUGGUUUCAUUGGAGGUGUCUUACUUUGGGUUCAUCCUCUUCUCAACUUCAUCUUCUCGCGCUUUGGCUCCCACCUCUCUUAAAACAUACCAGCAAUGAAUCCUUCUGGAGGAAUGCACAUCCCCUCCGCGCUGGCGCCGGUUCAUAAAGCAUACAACGAAUGGCUAGAUCACCACAAAGGCUUAAUGCGAAAGCCUGAGCUCGAAGAGUGCAAGUUCGUGGCAGCCUACCUCCGACCCGACGAUAGGUCAGAGAACGACCCGACACAACACUGGGUCUUUCUCCGAUACACGACAAACAAGCGCGACGUCGUUUGGGGAGUCUUCUACGGCCUACGACUUCUCUACAUUGACAAACGACGACAAUACCAAGAACUGCGAGGCAGCGCAAAGAGGAAGUGGAAAGACGACGUGGGCACCAAGCUAUUACGCUCCGAUCUUGCCACUCUGAUCAAGCAGAGAUACCCUGGAAUAGACCUUGAGUACAACACUUGGCCUGGAAGAGCUCCUGCUCGUCCUCAUUGGUGGCCUAUCCUAGGCGAGAGAUGGUCAGGCUCGCCUGGGGAUGGGAAGCGCUUCCAUGCCUUCAACAAGGUAGCUGGCUUCGUGGAACACAAAGACAAGAAGAGGAAGCGCACUUGCAAUAUUUCUGGCGUGCCACAGAAGCAAAUCCGAGGAGAUGGUUCGGACAAUAGCCCCAAGAAACUUGACACUACGGCGUCUAACGGUCCUGAUGCCUUCAAGAGCAAGCAGCAAGACGUCGGCAAUUCUUCCUGGAAUGAGAUCGAGAGCGAGGGACUCCAAGAAAUCAAAGCAGAUGAGGGUCCAACUUCUGGCCAAGCGACAUUCGAUGAGAAGUUCGACACUAUUACCAUACGUACUUCAGCGAACUUCGAUCGUAAUGAGGAUGAUGACUAGGAGACAUUGAUCCCAUCAAGGACCAGCGAUCGCAGCAUCUCUGAACAGAAGGAAUACCGCGCGAACUCGAUACAACCAGUCAGUCCGUCGAAGAUCAAUAGCCAAGAAGAGCAGACAAGCCUUUUGAACAGGAACGAAACAUAUGACCAGGUUGAACGAGACUCCACGCCCCCAGUCAAUGAUCGAAGACUGCCCGAUAGGCGUGCCAGGACCUUUGUUGCUUCAGCGUCUUGUUGUGGGCCAUCCAUACAACAAGCCUGCAGCAAAAGCGUCGUGGAACCUGGCCAUACGCCUGUGGAAACAAGUGAAAUAACGACAACGGUGACCGACCCGGUUCCAGCAACAGCAAAAGAUCAGUUUGCCGAGCUUCAGCGUGAACUAUCUCAACUUCAACAGGC